Misgurnus anguillicaudatus (oriental weatherfish) is the source of this 1096-nucleotide messenger RNA. The record is from RefSeq and is a predicted model, not a curated record. NCBI's taxonomy places the organism in Eukaryota, Metazoa, Chordata, Actinopteri, Cypriniformes, Cobitidae.
UUAUUUCUACAGGCAAUGCUUCUCUACUCCUGAGAAGUGUGAAAUUGGAAGAUGAUGGUGUGUAUCGCUGUAGUGUCAGUGCGGGAAAACUCUCAGGGACUACAAGCAUUAAUCUUAGAGUGGCUGACAAAUACUUCGCUAACUGCGGAGGCCCAGAGAUGGUUUCCCCAACCGGAGGUUACCUGGUUAAGUCAGAGUGGAGAACUUUUAAACAGCAGCAGCCAAUUCAGCAACAAUUCGGCUGGAAUCACACAAGUUGUCAGUGUCCUGGAGUUCCCGGUAAAAGUCGAUGAAACUUACACCUGCCUUAUACAAAACAGCCUUGUGAAAGCUUUCUCAGAGGCAACUGUAACAGGCAAUGAAGUGACGGGAAAGACAUACUUCAUUUUUAAUGCUGCAUCAACAAUAUUAUCCUCACAACCCUUGUUUAUAGUUAUACUUCAUUUCUUUCUCAAGUAGACUCCGGUGUCUGGUUGUUAGUAAGGUCAACAAAUUAUUUCUCUGUUGUGUACACAUUAAUCUAUUCUGUUAUCCAAAUGUCAUAUAUUAUAAUGAUUGUAAUAGGGUGAUUCUCUGAAUUGGGUGCCUUUUGGGUCAUACUUUUUUUUUUAAAUAUAUACCUUAAAUAGUUAUAUUUUUGAUCAUUUCCUGUGAUAGUGGAUUAGUCAAACCUUUAAAAAAAUACAUUUUACCACCUCAGGCAUGAAAUUCUAAUCAAUAUUGAGUGUUUUUUUCCACUUGGACUUGGACCCUGUUUAAAUAUGAUUUAAAAAGAUUUUCAAGUAAAUUCUUGUAGAAGCUUUUCAAUGAGAUGUCCCUUGUUUGAUAUCAUUUAUUGCAUGUAGAAUUUUUUUUAAUGCUCACCAUUUGAAUACCAAAUCAGGUCAUGAAAACUGUAUCUAACAUUGGUCUUCAUAUCUUAUCACAAAAUAUGCGUUAACAUUAGAAUUUAAUCAGGCUUUCAUAUUUUUUCAGACUGUCCUGUAAAUUCUGCACACAGCAAAACAAACUUUGACCUAAUUUGUCGUUUUAUCACCAAAAUAUUAAUAAAAACUAUCAAAUAACAGGGUUGAACUCAGCAUAACGGGGUUGAAAA